UCGUUUCGUUUCUCCACAACGACGUCUUUUCUCAGCAUGUCAAGCGCGCCCUCUCAGACAGUGCGCCACAGGCUAACACCAAUAAUAACCUGACUCCUUUUCAUCUCUCUCUCUUUUUUUUUUUUACUUGUCCUUCCCUCCCAGGCUGUGGGGAGAGUUGGUUUCGCCCCGUGUAUGGGAUACGAGAAGGGCCAAACAAACACGCCACUGCCAUUCCUUCACAUACAUGAAUUAAUACGGUUUCCUCCGGCGUAACGGAGGGGUUGGAUUGCGCAGGCGCAGUCAGACCUUAACCUGUUCGGUGGGGUUUUACUGUCUCAGGAGCUGAACACUCGCCUUCGGGUUUGUCCGACAAAAGCCCCCCUUGAGGUGAUCUGAGACCCAGUGAGCUUCUGCGGCUGAGGGGGUUGUUGGACUUAAUCCAGGUCAUAUAAAGGACCGCGGGAUGUGCCUUAUAGGAACCUGCCGGGCUCGGAGAGCUGAUGAGGGGGCUGCGACUUUGCAGCAUAAUCGUGGCUCCGAUUUCACGAUGACCAUGGAAACAAUUGAACCACAAGAUGGCAGCGCAACAGAGUCUGUUACAGAAAGCGAUUCUGCCAACUUGCAAUCGCCUAUCAGCCAAAAUCAGAUCUCCACUAUAGCUCAAGUUUCUGUAGCUGGAUCAACAACUGGAAGAGGAUCUCCCUCUGUAACUGUAGUGCAGCUCCCUUCUGGCCAAACUGUCCACGUACAGGGAGUGAUUCAAGCCACGCAGUCUUCGGUAAUUCAAUCACCACAGUUGCAAUCUGUUCAGGUUGCUCCGGCUACAAAUGCAGAUGAAUCUACAGAAUCCGAGGUAGUAAUUGAUUCUCAGAAGCGGAGGGAGAUACUUUCAAGGAGGCCUUCAUAUCGAAAAAUUCUGAAUGAGCUUUCUUCUGAUGCACCUGGCGUUGCUAAGAUUGAAGAAGGAAAACCAGAGGAAGAAGGAGCAUCUUCUGGAAUCCCUGCUAUGGCCAUGCCAACCAGCCUUUAUCAGACUAGCACCGGGCAAUACAUUGCUAUAGCCCAAGGUGGAACCAUCCAGAUUUCUAAUCCAACUUCCGAUGGUGUUCAAGGAUUACAAACACUAACUAUGACAAAUUCAGGAGCUCCUCAACCUGGUGCUACGAUUGUGCAAUAUGCAACUCAAACACCUGAUGGCACUCAACAGUUCUUCGUACCUGGGAGUCAGGUUGUUGUCCAAGCUGCUACAGGCGACAUGCCAACUUACCAAAUCCGUACUCCAACCACAGCCUUACCUCAAGGAGUCGUCAUGGCAGCUUCCCCAGGAACACUGCAUAACCCGCAGCAGCUAGCGGAAGAAGCAACACGUAAAAGAGAACUAAGGCUUAUGAAAAAUAGGGAAGCUGCAAAAGAAUGUCGACGAAGGAAGAAAGAAUAUGUGAAAUGUCUGGAGAGUCGUGUUGCAAUGUUAGAAGUCCAGAACAAGAAACUUAUAGAAGAGCUAGAAACUUUAAAAGACAUUUGCUCUUCCAAGACAGAUUAGUGUCGAUACUGAAACUGUGAACUGGGUACAGCAUGUACAAAUGCUACUGCAGAAAAUGUCUAGUCAAAAGAAUUAUGACUUUUCCUUUCUAUCAUUUGUAUUCUACUCCACCUCUAACAUUCCUGAAACACUCUGCUGCUUUUUCUAGAUUAUUAAAUGAAACUUCACCUCACUUUUUCUCACCCAGAAAGAGUCAAAUACUUUAAAAACACAGUGUAUGUCCCAUAUUUUUAGAGGAAGCAUGUGUAAGAGCUGCUCCUCUACCUAUUAUUUGAAUUAUUUUCUUUAUAUUAGUGUCCCACUUGCACCAGUUUUAAAUUGAUCAAAGAUAAUCUAACACAAUAAAAUAAAAACCACCCAAAGUAUCUCAGGAAGAUGUUAUAUAAACAUGUGCGUUGUGCUAUGACGUAUGUGUAUUAGAAUACUGGUUUACAAAUGAAUUUAUGGCAUAUUUUUGUAUUCAUUGCUUUGUGAAGAAAAAUUGUAUUGCUGUCACUGAGUGCCAUGGUUGAAACUACUUUAAAUAGAACCAUGUUGCAUAAA
Ahaetulla prasina is the source of this 2068-nucleotide messenger RNA. It is a transcript of the gene CREM, whose product is annotated as cAMP responsive element modulator. The coding region runs from base 446 to 1525 and encodes 359 amino acids. Lineage: Eukaryota; Metazoa; Chordata; Lepidosauria; Squamata; Colubridae. Gene Ontology annotation, molecular function: DNA-binding transcription factor activity, RNA polymerase II-specific; RNA polymerase II cis-regulatory region sequence-specific DNA binding; protein binding. Gene Ontology annotation, biological process: regulation of transcription by RNA polymerase II. The transcript is spliced from 9 exons. The record is from RefSeq and is a predicted model, not a curated record. Gene Ontology annotation, cellular component: ATF4-CREB1 transcription factor complex; nucleus.